Messenger RNA from Spirometra erinaceieuropaei, 905 nucleotides. The record is from the annotation of a GenBank genome assembly. NCBI's taxonomy places the organism in Eukaryota, Metazoa, Platyhelminthes, Cestoda, Diphyllobothriidea, Diphyllobothriidae.
AUGGACGGGCGCCCACCAAAACAAUUCCUCUAUGAAGAUGUCGUCACGGGUGCUCCCCGACACGAACGUCAAACCUGUUGCUACAAGGUACCUUGGAGAAUACUUUGAAACAGUGACAGACUUACACGAAGACUUGGGAAGACCUCACACAGGACCGACCAGCCUGGCGAAGAGCAGUGAAGACUGAAACGGCCAUCUAUGAAGCCAACCAGAUCGCCGCUGCUAAAGCCAAAGGGGAAGCCCGAAAGUCCCAGGCGCCCCUGACCCAUAACGCCAACAACCAACUCCUUCCGACAUGCUCGCGCUAUCAACGAAUAUUUCACGGGCGAAUCGGCCUCGUCGGACAUCUCCAAACCCCGUGCACCGACCGCCCGACAACUGCUGUCUCCCCAACUGCCCCUGAUUCAACCCCGACGGCGGCACUCACCCUCAUCGCCGAUGCUCAACGUUCCCAAGCCCCGCUGCCGACGGUCACCGUCGUCUCCAUCAUCCUUGUCACAACCUCAGCUGCCACCACCACAACUCUCUCUCUCUCUCUCCCUCUCAUCGCCGAACAAAACUUUCUAUACGGCCCCCCAACCACCACCCUAACCGUUACCAACCCCACCUUCAGCAGUGGGGACUUGGUCUUAACCUGUUCCUAUUGUGAUCACCCAUUCGCCUCAUCCAUCGGCCUGGUCGGCCGCUUGCGAAUCCUUCACACUGCGGCCGGCACACCAACGCCAGAAGUCCCCAUAUACACUCACCGCUCGGCCUUCACCAUUCACGUGUCUGCAACAGUGGGAUUCACAGUAGUAUCGACACAUAUAACGCAUCCUGCACAUCCACCAACCCUCCCUUCCCCAGCCCUAUCGACUACCGCUCCCACAACUAGCAGCACCACACCGACAACCGUCCCCCACUAA